AUGGCGGACGAAGAGACCGAACAGGACCCGAGCCCGCAGAUCGGUACCGAACAAAUGGUUUCCACUCUUAGAGAUCGCUUGCAGGAAUUAGCCACUGCGCUGAAGGACAGCCCGGAGCCUCCCGUUCAGUCGGCCUCUGUGUAUUGCCAGAAAUUCUGCCAGGUGCUGGUGGAGUUUGCAGGCCAGUGGAAGAUAGACGUGCAUCCCCUGCCUUUGCUGGAGGUUUACACAGAGGCCAUUCUGAGCUACGCAAGUGCCGCCCCCUACCUCUGCUCUGAGUGUGAAAGCGUACCCCUCCUACUUGAAAGGUUGAGCCUGAGUUGUGUGGAGCUGCUGCUGGCCCAGGCUGAGAAGAUCCCAGCUGCAUUGUGGGAAAGGUUCCAGUCUUCAGUGCAGUCGGCCCACAGUCUUCUGCUGCAGAAUGGAAACGCACAGCUGUGCAUGCUGUCUGCUCUGGCACAGGAGAAUGGUGUGUGGUCCAACAGCACACUGUGUCAGAUUCUUUCCAAGGACACGCCCCAAACAGAAAAAGUUCAUGAAUUUCUUGCACUGGAGGGCCCCAUUCUCCUGGAGAUGCGCAUAAAGCACCUUAUCAAAGAGAACCAUGUUGAAAAGGCAGCCUUGCUGGCUAAAGAGUGCUCAGAGUGUCCCGACUUCAGAGGAAGGGGUACCUUCAAACAGACCUACCUCGUCUGCUUGUGUGCCAUAGGUCCACAAGAACAGCUAAUGCAAAAGAUUUCUGAAGUGGAUUGUAAAGAUGCCCUGGAGAUGGUCUGUAAUCUGGAGUCGGACGGAGAUGAGAGAGGAGCCCUCAGUCUGUGCUCUGCCUUUCUGACCCGGCAGAUUAUCCAGGGCGACGUUUACUGCGCCUGGGAACUCACACUGUUCUGGAGUAAACUGCUGAAGAGGGUAGAACCAUCUGCACAGGUGUUUCUGGACCGAUGCUGUCAGUUGUCACGAUUGUCCAAAAGUGUCUACCACAUUCUCUUCCUCAUUAAAGUCAUCCAGUCUGAGCUGGAAGAUGUGGGACUGCAUGUGUGCAUUGAAAUGUGCAUUAGAGCCCUGCAAAUGGUUUCUGGAAGCGAUGGAAAUGUGAAGGCCACCAUUUGCAAAACCAUCUCCUGCUUGUUGCCCACGGAUUUGGAAGUGAGACGGGCGUGCCAGCUGACAGAGUUCCUUCUCGAGCCUACUGUGGACUCGUACUAUGCAGUGGAAACACUUUACAAUGAGCCCGACCAAAAGUUGGAGGAAGAGAAUCUCCCAGUGCCUAAUUCACUGCGCUGUGAGCUCCUGUUAGUCUUUAAGACACAGUGGCCUUUUGACCCAGAGUUCUGGGACUGGAAGACCCUGAAACGUCACUGCUUGGUGCUGAUGGGAGAGCAGGCAUCUAUUGUGUCAUCCAUUGAUGAGCUUAAUGACACUACGUACUUGGAUCAGGUUGAGGACGAUGAUGAUCUAAGCAAAAGUCAUGAAGAGUUUAAAGACCCAACGGAAUACUUCUUGGACACUACCAAUCAGCUGAAUGAAAUUGGAGAUGAAAAACAGAAAAAAAGGGAAGUCAAGAAACUGAGGGAGAAAGGAUUUAUAUCUGCGAGGUUUAGGAACUGGCAAGCCUAUGUUCAGUAUUGUGUUCUCUGUGAUAAAGAGUUUCUUGGUCACAGGAUUGUUCGACAUGCACAGAAGCACUUCGUUGAUGGGGUUUACAGCUGUCCAAUAUGUGCUGCAAAUUUUGACUCCAAGGAGCAGCUAAUGCCACAUGUGGCGUCACACGUGAAACAGUCUUGCAAGGAACGGCUUGCUGCCAUGAAAUCAAGUAAGGCGUUGGCAAAUUCUUCCAAAAAAAUCAUUCCUGGCUCUUCCUCUCAAAACGGCACUGUUGAAAAGCUGGACUGCAAACCCAAAACAAAAGGCAAGGCAGAUAAUAAUGAUUCUCCAAGCACCACAAACAGUGACUGUGAAGAGACUGUCACAAGUAAACCUGAGAUCACAGCAUUUGGAGAAGAAAAGAAUGAGGAGCACUCAUGCCCUGUUACAAACUGUUGUAAAAGUUUCAAGUUCUUCAGAAACAUGAUAGCCCAUGUGAAAACCCACGGGGAUAAUGAAGAAGCUAGACGUUUUCUUGAAAUACAGAGUAAAAAGGUCGUGUGCCAUUUUUGUCGUCGGCAUUUUGUCAGCAUUGCUCACCUUAAUGAUCACUUGCAAAUGCACUGUGGUGACAAGCCAUACAUUUGUGUGCAGAUGAAUUGCAAGGCCAGCUUCCUCACCAAUGCUGAGCUGCUCAUGCACAGGAAGGAGCACACUACAUUUAAGGCAAAGUGUAUGUUUCCAAAGUGUGGGAGAAUUUUUAGUGAAGCUUACAUGCUGUAUGAUCACGAAGCACAGCAUUACAAUACAUUCACUUGUAAAGUCGCUGGCUGUGGAAAGAUAUUCCAUGCUCAGUCUCAGUUGGAUUUACACCAGGAAGACCACCUUAAAAAAGAGGAUCCCCUUAAUAUUGAGGACCAAUCUCUUUUACCAGAUUUGAAUAUUGAAUCACCAGCUCAGAUCCCCAUAGAUCAGACACCAGACUGCUCCACUCCUGUGGACCCAAAACCAUCAGGUAGUCAGGUGUCCCUCCCACAAGGUGAAGUACAGUCAACCUCAUCAAACUUAACCAAUGAAAAGAAGGAUCAGCAGGCUGCACCAGUUGAAAUAAAGCACUCAGUUGAGAGGAUGCUUAACACAUCUGUUGGUCCUGUACAAGGGUCUGACCACAGCCUGCCCUUCAAGCCUGAGUCAGCUGAUAGCCAUCAAGAACAGUUUCCAUUACCAAAUUCUGAAGAUCCUAUGACCCAGUCUUCCACAAGUAUGUACACAUCUAAUCAGCCAGGACUGUUGAAUGAAGCUCCGUCUCACCUACAUGAUGUAAGGCAAACAAGGCCACACAGUCAGAUUUGCACUCCGGCUUCUUGCCAGAGUGUUACACCUGAAUCUCAUGCGCCUUUGCACCCAAAUCUUCAGCAACCUCAAGUUCAGAAUGUGGGUUUGUUCCCCACCCCAGAACAGAAUCUUUUACCCAGUCAGCAUCCAGAUUGGCGCAGCAGUCACAGUCAAACUGGAACAUAUUUGCAGGACCCAAAAUUGCAUCCAUAUGCAUGGAAUCAUACUGAAGUCUCACAUGGUGUCCAGUGUAAAGGUGAUGUUCCUGACUCUUUUCAGCUGGCUUUGUCACAAGAUCAAAACAUUAUGACGAAUGAAGGCAGAUCUGAAUGCAGAGUAUCAGCGCUGGAAAACCCAUCCUGCAUGUUCCUGGACAAUAGGCCAGCUCCAGAGCAGACCCUUCCCUGUAUGCCUGCUGUAAUACCUGCCACUCCUAAAUCUGUUGCUUCCUGUGUCACUUAUCCACAGUCUGUUCCUCAGCCAGUUGUUGGGAGUGCAACAGCAGGAACAGCUUCGCAUUACACAUGCAAAACCUCUCCUGCUCCACCUGAAGCAGUGAAACAGAGGCAUUACUGUCCCUACGAGACAUGCACUCGGAACUACAGCUGUCCAAAAAGUGUCAGCAAGCACAUGAAAGCAGCACAUCCAGAGUUCUUCAUAGAAUGGAAAUUGGCUAAGCAGAAUGCUAAAGCCAUCAAGGCUGCUACAAGAAAAGUUCCAGCUGAUGGUAACAAAGCAGUUCCCAACGUAUGCACACAAAGCACUGCAAACCAACAGUUGCUUGGCCAGAUGGGGUGCAGAAAUAUCGUGGCUUCUUCAGAAAACCCAACAGGAAAUGUCUUAAAUUCUGUAUUGUUCUCCCAGUCAGGAAAAGCUCAGAGCGAAUGUGUGCCCACUUGGACCGGGAUGCAGACAGCCACUGCACAUAGUUCACUAUGGCCUUUACAUGCUGGGAACAAUUCCAGUAUUUCUGGUCAGACUGAUUGUGCUUCAGUGUCCUUGCCCCCACCCCUUCCGUCUAAUCAUCAAUUCCUUCCCCAUAUGAACCAGUCAUCUACUAGUUAUCCCUCACAAACAAGCGCUACCUGUACCCCACCAUUUACUCAAGAUGGUACAACAGCAGCAGUUUUUAACGGAGAACCAAAUACGAUGAAUCGGCUAUUGGCUGACCAAGAUGCAACAAACUCUCUUGUGAGUGUGCAGACAUACAGUGGGUCUUGGCAGAGUGAGAUUCCACUAACAGAGAUAAAUGCAAGUCCAGUUUUUGGUUCCCUGCAACCUGACAAAGCAGAUUCCAAAAUAACUCCAAUUUCAGCAGAUGGCAAAACUUCAGAGCAUGACAAAAUCAGUCAGCCCACUUUACAGAACCUUAAUGAUAAAACCAGAAAUCCCGUCUUCCAUUCAAAUGUGAAUCACGGCUCACAGCUAUCAGCACUCCUGUCAGGUGAAAGUCUCUGUUCCUCUCAUGUUAUUACCAGUAUCCCUGCUCCCCGGAUGGAUGUUAAAGAUGAAACACUGGUCCACAGUAUUUCAUCCUGUCACACUACCCCACCUAAUACAGAAGAACUACCCAGCUCUUUGUUGCCAUCGGCUGUAGAAUAUGGAUCUCACUCAUUCCUGCCCUCUACUUCUGCCAGUCUAAAGGACUCUGCUUCACAGGAUCAAUUGGAUAAACCUGUAAAUCCUGUAAUACCAUCACAAAUGCAGAACAGCUCAUUUUCUGGUGUGACUGCUUCAGAAAGAAUGGGUUGUCCACAAAAAAAUCCAGGUUUCCAGUCGGAAGGGGAAACCUCACACACUGGAGCUCAUAUUAGUCUCUCAGGUAGUGGGAAGAUCUCAAGGCAGGAUGAGACCAUGCAAGGAGUGAAAAAAAUCAAGCGUGAUAAAAGAACUAAGUGGCCAGCGAUUGUUAAAGACGGGAAGUUCAUAUGCUGUAGAUGCUUCAGAGAAUUCCAAAGCCCCAAAUCACUUGGAGGUCAUUUAUCAAAGCGAUCUCUUUGCAAAGACCUUAAUGAAACUGACUCGACUACAGGCUUGGCCACAUCAUUACAGGACAUCAAGUCUCCACACACUCCAAAUGCCUACUGCCAACCUAAAUUUGAUCCAAACAUGGCUUUUAAAGAUGAGCUCAAGCCUUGUUCCAGUGUCAAUUUUCCACAAACAAACAUAGAGCAAAAUAGUGAAACCCCCAAGCCAUUAAUAGGCAAUCCUUCUCUUAGAAACCUUUUCAGUUCCUCUCAGAUUCCUCAAGGGACAUUGCAAAAAGCCUGUGAUACUUACUCUGAUGGUUUCUUGCCAGAAAACACAGUCAUACAGCAGACAGGAAAUGUUCAUUUCAAAACAGAAAGUGAACACACUAAGGAUGAUAUUGGCAACUCAGAAGAAACUCAUUUGGACAACAGUGUUCUCUCUGAUUCUUUUCCUUCUCAGCUGGCCCAAACCAGCUUGCCGCUUGCGCCAAAUGUCCAUUCCGCAACUCAUCUGAAUGAAAUGCUUAGAGCUGAAGCUUUGAGGAAGUUGACAGAGUUAAAGGGGAAGGCUGGACAAUCAAAUGACAGUCUUGUGGCUGCUAUUGCCAGUCUGGCACAAAAUCUAAGGACAGAUUCUUCACCUCACGUCACUUCGCCCGAUCCUUUGCAGCCUCCCUUACUGUCAGGCAUUCAGCUUGACUAUCCUCAAAAGAAAAACUGUGAGGAGAACAUCAAGAAAAAGUUGCGCGAUCAGAUUUUGGCUGGUGAUCUUCUGAGAGUGGGCAAUGUGUGUAGAGAAAGAAGUCCUGAUGCAAGUGCCAGCUCAGAUGUCAGUGGUGUCCCUCAAGUCUUGCGUAGGUACCAGAGCCUUGAGUAUUCCAGGGUAACCCAAAAGGCCCCUAAUGGUGCACAGUUUAACAGCAGUGAAGCUAGCACUGUGUCCCCUUGCCUCGCCAAUGGAGCAUUGCUCUUGCAGAGUGACACCCAACAGAAUGGGGGAUCUGUAUCGGGAGAAAUUCCGGCAAAUCACACUGAUCAAGCCCCUGCCCAGUCACCUGGCGAAGAUGAAAAAAUUACUGAAAUUCAGAGAGCCUUACAGAAAUUGGAUCUUGAAGAUCAUUCAGCUAUGAGUAGUUGUUCCUCUACCGCCAGUGUUAAAAAUGAGGUGUCAGAUAACCUUGAUUCCUUGAAGCCUGUGGCUCAAAAUCUCAUUCUUCAUUACAAGGCCGUGCAUCAGUCUGCUCUUCCAAAAUUUGAUGAACACAACAAGGACGAGCAAGAUGAAGAACACUGUGAGGUCACAGCUGAGGGGGAAGAGGAGAUAGCAAAGGAAUACACUGAACAUGUGAAACAGGAUCACAAGAUGACAAAGUUGUCCAAGACUGAUGGUGCAGAAGGCGUGUUCAAGUGUGAGUACGAUGGAUGUGACCAGCGAUAUAUAGAGGAGCAGAGAAGUGGCUUCAUAUUUUGCAAGAAGUACUCGCGAUCCAAGUGUAAGGAUGCAGACAGAUCGGCAGAAUCCUCCGCAGAAUCAUCGGAGAAUGAAGACAGUGAUGGGAUGGGCCCUGAGGAAAGUGAUACAGAGAGUUCAAAACAAAUUCCUGUGAAAGAGGAUAGCUGUGAGCUACCUGAAGCCAAGCAGUUAUCUGAUGAGAGCUCAGAAACAAAGUCAGUCAUGCAAAUGCCAAUCAAGCGAAAGCGGGGUCGUCCUAGGAAAACCGAUUGUCCUGGGAGACAGCCAGUUGCUUCUGGUAGCAGAAGGGAGAGCUUGAGAAAUAAAGUCAACCAAGUGACUAACAGCAUGGACUCUCCUAGAAGACCUCGAGUCCAAGAGGAGCAAUCGGAGAAGAACAUAUCACUCAGCUCCUUCAGGCCCAUGGGGUUUGAGGCGUCCUUCCUGAAGUUUUUAGAGGAAUCCACAGAGCCUCCACACACUCCAAAGCGGAAGGCUGCAGGUGGUGUCUCUGAGGUACCAUCAAAACGUCGUCGCACCCUUCAACAGAAAACUGUAAACAUCAUGUGUGAAAGACCCUAUGCUUACAGGCGUGCAAGAGACCGUCAAAGCCUGGUUGACUUUAGGAACCCCUUAAAACUGAAGUCGGUGAAGAAUGUGAAAAUUGUGGUGGACAGAACUUUUUCUAGUGGAGCUGAACUUUUGCUGAAGCAGCUUCAGGAGAUGAGACCUAUGGUGGUACUUAAGAAGUGGCUGUAUAGUUGA
Molecule: messenger RNA, 7107 nt
Organism: Megalops cyprinoides (Indo-Pacific tarpon)
Lineage: Eukaryota; Metazoa; Chordata; Actinopteri; Elopiformes; Megalopidae
Product: zinc finger protein 292-like
Exons: 11
Coding region: 1-7107 (2368 amino acids)
Biological process (GO): regulation of transcription by RNA polymerase II
Cellular component (GO): nucleus
Molecular function (GO): DNA binding; DNA-binding transcription factor activity, RNA polymerase II-specific
Source: RefSeq, a predicted model, not a curated record